Gamsiella multidivaricata is the source of this 2910-nucleotide messenger RNA. RefSeq lists its product as uncharacterized. Lineage: Eukaryota; Fungi; Mortierellomycota; Mortierellomycetes; Mortierellales; Mortierellaceae. The record is from RefSeq and is a predicted model, not a curated record. The transcript has a single exon. The coding region runs from base 1 to 2910 and encodes 969 amino acids.
AUGACCUAUCGACCCGGAUAUCUUGACUUACUUCCCUCACCAACCACUACAGCAGAUCCAGAGAGCACCCAGGACCGAAGCAUUGACCUGGACCCCUCUACAAAAUAUCUCACUUUCCUUCCGCACUCUGGGUUCCAUAACCAACGAACAGAGCUCGAGAACGCGCUGCUGUUGGCAAGACUCCUGAACCGGACGUUGAUCAUGCCAAAGGUAUACCUGGGUCCGCCCAUGCCCUGGCGUACUUUUCGGUUGCUGCAUACUCGGUUAUUGUAUCAGACCAAGAUUGGACUCGAGCAUUGUCGUGCGAUCAUUGAGAAUCAAGAAGAGAAAGAGAUCGAAGAGAGGCAAGAGCAGGCGAUGGCGUAUCAGCAAAUGAACGAGCAGAAGCAGGGCACCGAGGAAAGAAGUAUGGGCAGGAUGGAAUCCCAAACCCAUGAAGCAUUGUCGCCGCCUCUAUCAUCAUGGCCAUCACCACUACCACCAACACCACGGCCUCAGGAACCGUGGCAGCAGCAGAAACAGCAGCAUCGUCAUCACCAUCAUAAUCAUCACCACUCCCACUACCAACAGAGCCCUAGUGGCGAGGUACCAUCUCAGCUAAGAGCGCUUAAUGCUCAACAGCGAAACAGUCAAGGGUCGACCUCAAUUUCAAUUGAUAAAUUGGGUGCUGCUACAUCAGGUUUCCAGUUCACCGAGGAGAAUUCAACACCAAAUCCAUCAAUAGAAGAGGAUAUGGCACCAGAGGGGCGCCUUGACAAGGAAGCUCUCAUGGACAUCCUUAUCGAUGCGCGAGGGGAUGAAGAAGAGUCGGAAGAAGAGCCAUAUAAUCUAUCAGAUGUCCAACCGGACUUGGGCAGUGUCGAAGGAUCAUUUGAGACCGAUAAGAACAAUUUCUUCCAAGAGCAAGGUUCAGGCGAAGGCUUUGCAGGCGGCGAGGAGGAAGAGGUGCCGUCAUGGGUCGAGGAAUCAGCGGACGAGGACGGGAAUAAGACUAGAAUCGCAACUGGAGACAAUGUCAGCGACAUCGUGAACCUGGAAGAAGAUAUCCAUUCCGACGAGAAGUUAGAUCAGGGCAUGACCGACCGGAGAGCCGUUAGGGACGAGGAGGAUGGUGAAAAUAGAGGCUCUGGUGGCAUUCAGAUGGGUAUCCCCGAUGACUUGGAUGAGCAUAAUGCGAACUGGGGAAAGCCAGGGUAUUUGGUGCAGUCUGAUCCUUCCAUACCUGGUUAUAAUGGAGAGCGGCUGUUGAUGCAGCAGCAAGUGGGUGUGGAGGCUUCAUUACCACUCUACGUGACACCUCUGGACUCUAACCUGCAGAAGAACCGCGCGCGUGUGAUGAAGCGAUCGUUGUUGACAGGGUCAGAGCCCGAGAAGUUGGGUUUCAGGAAUAGCAGAAGGGAUCGCCGUGGAUCUCGGCCACAGAAGCCUCAGGUACCUGAUCAGCAUCCUUUCCAACAAAUUCAAGAGCAAGCAGCACUUCCAGUAUACCAUUAUCCCACGCAGCUUAAACCACAGCACCAGCAACCUGUGGUCGGGAAGCACCGUCGCAUGAAGUGGAGUCCCUUACCUGCCGAGUGCCUCCAGUACGAAUCGUGGACCAUGACAGAUUGGGAUUUCUUCUUCGACUUGAACCCUCUCCGCCGCUAUGUCCGGGUCUUGACACGGGAGUCUAUGUCCAUGCAGUAUUUGGCUGAUCGAUUCAACCUGACGCUGCCCAAGGAGGAAGAUGAGCAGAAUUCAGCCACUACUAAAGCGACUGCUGCGAUUGAUGGAUCUAACGUUGGCACUGGUAUCACGAGCAAAGAAGGCAAGGAGGAAAAUAAGGACAAAGGCAGCGCCGAGGGCGAUGCCAGUGCAGGAGAAGAAGGAGAUGAGAAGAAGAAAUCCUUGAUUUUGCGCACUGAAGGGGACGUCCUCUUUUUUGACGACUCGAGCCUUUACGACUACCGCUUCACAGAGAACCCCGAUGCUGAAGAAUCGAUCAGGGCACGGCUCAAGUACCAGGAAGAGUUUACGGUCGAGUGGCUAGCCCAGCGUCCAGAGCGGCUGAUUCAUCUGGGCUCGAUCUUUGGGACAGGACGGGUGAGCAUCGACUCGUUGGAAAGCAAAGCCUGGUUGUUGAUGAUUCGAGACCAUUUGAUUUUGGGGACGGAUAUCCUGCAGACGACCAGCCAGAGGAUCGCAGACAAGAUCAGCGGACGUGUUGUUACUGCUGCUGAUACUGAUGCUGAUGUUGGGGGUACUCAUCCGGACAGACAGGCAUACGGUGGUACAGUGCUAUCUGAUUCGAUGAUGGAUGCAGGGUUUGUUGGGAUCCAUAUCCGCAUGUCGGAUGGACACUUUUCGUUAACUGCGCGGGAGACGAUUGAGAAUUCCCGGCAGGAACUGAUGUGGCAGGUUGGUAUCACGGGCGAGGAGGAAUAUAUGGGUGGGGAUGAUGGUGGCAUUAAGCGCGAGGAGCGGGGUCGGUUGUCGAUUGAACAGUGUCGGUCCAGGGCCCUCAACCACCGUCGAACACUGCAGAGACAACUGAGGAAACAACGAUCACAACCACAACAGCAUUCAAUCUCGCAAACAUCUCCAUCGACUCCAAGACGCCGAUCGAACGGUCAGUUUACGCCCAUCUAUCUCGCGACAGACGCGCAUCGGCCUCGAGCGAAUCCGAUUUUUGACAAGCUGUUCGAGACGUUUGAGUGCAUCUUUACGUUGGAUGAUUUCUCAGAGGAUUUGGAGCUACUGCACCAUUUCCGGAACCCAGAGGACGGAACACUGAUGGCCAAGUUCUUGAUCCCGAUGGUCGACGCGAUGGUCGUGGCCAAGUCCGCGGCGUUCUUUGGUACGCCUGCGAGCACGUUCUCAAACUACAUUCAGAGGCAGCUUCGACCGGCUUACACGGGCCUUUAUGAUUAG